Molecule: messenger RNA, 4733 nt
Organism: Gasterosteus aculeatus aculeatus (three-spined stickleback)
Lineage: Eukaryota; Metazoa; Chordata; Actinopteri; Perciformes; Gasterosteidae
Gene: map3k15
Product: mitogen-activated protein kinase kinase kinase 15
Biological process (GO): cellular response to stress; MAPK cascade; protein phosphorylation
Molecular function (GO): MAP kinase kinase kinase activity; ATP binding
Source: RefSeq, a predicted model, not a curated record
AUGGAUACGAGCCAGAGCGCGCAGGCAGCCGACAUGGGAGGAGAGCACUCCGCCGGGCCGUGCGCGGCGGACCGGGAGCGGGACCGGGAGCGGGGCGAGGUGACCAGCCCCUGCCCGCCGGCCAAGCAGCGUUCCCUGCGGGUGGUGUACGUCCUGAACGACGGGCUGAAGUCGGUGAUGGCCAGCAGCCCCGAAUCCGGUGCGCUCCAGUGUCUGCAGAGAGCGUGCGACGCGGAGAGCGCGCUGCUCACCACCGUCACCUUCGGACGGCUGGACUUCGGAGAAACGUCCGUGCUGGACAGCUUCUACGACGCAGACAUCGCGGUUGUGGACAUGAGCGACGUGUUUCGGCAGCCCUCCUUGUUCUACCACCUGGGCGUGAGGGAGAGCUUCGACAUGGCCAACAACGUCAUCCUGUACCACGACACCGACCCCGACACCGCGCAGUCGCUGAAGGAUAUGGUGGCGCAGAAAAACACAGCGUCCAGCGGUAACUACUACUUCAUCCCCUACAUCGUGACGCCCAACCACGAGUACAUGUGCUGCGAGAGCGACGCCCAGCGCAGGGCCAGCGAGUACAUGCAGCCCAGCUGGGACAACCUGCUGGGGCCGCUGUGCGUGCCCCUCACGGACCGCUUCACCGGCCUGCUGAAGGACAUCCACGUCACGUCCUGUGCCUCUUUUAAGGACACCCUGCUGAACGACAUCAGGAAGGCCAGAGAGAAGUACCAGGGAGAGGAGCUGGCCAAGGAGCUCUCCCGCAUUAAACUCAGGAUCGACAACACGGAGGUUCUCACCCAGGACAUCGUGAUGAACCUGCUGUUUUCUUACCGGGACAUACAGGACUACGACGCCAUGGUGAAGCUGGUGCAGACUUUGGAGAUGCUGCCGACUUGUGAUCUGGCGACGCAGCCCAUGAUCCAGUUCCACUACGCGUUCGCCCUCAACAGGAGGAACAGUCCCGGGGACCGGGAGCAGGCUCUCGGAGUGAUGCUGCAGGUGCUGCAGUCGUGCGAACACCCGGCGCCGGACAUGUUCUGCCUGUGCGGACGGAUAUACAAGGACAUCUUCCUGGACUCGGACUGCAAGGACAUGAAGAACAGGGACAACGCCAUACAGUGGUACAGAAAGGGGUUUGAGCUGCAGCCAACGCUCUACUCUGGCAUCAACCUGGCCGUCCUCCUCAUAGUUGCGGGGCAACAGUUUGAGAGCUCCAUGGAACUGAGGAAAAUAGGCGUGAGGCUGAACAGCCUGCUCGGCCGCAAAGGUUCCCUGGAGAAGAUGAACAACUACUGGGACGUGGGCCAGUUCUUCACUGUCGGCAUGCUCGCCAGCGACAUCCCCAAAGCCACUCAGGCUGCAGAGAAGCUCUUCAAACUCAAGCCGCCUCUCUGGUAUUUGCGGUCGGUGGUGCAGAACCUGCAGCUGAUCCUGAGGUUCAAGAAGCAGUCGGUGGAACAUUCUCCACAGCGGGAGAGACUCAACUUCUGGAUGGACAUCAUCGUGGAAGCCACGCAGGGAACCACCAAGCGGCUGCGCUUUCCGGUGUUGAUUCUGGAGCCCACUAAGGUUUACCAGCCCUCGUAUGUGUCCAUCAACAACGAGGCGGAGGAGAAGAACGUCUCCAUCUGGCACGUUUCUCCCGCUGAAACGAAAGGGAUCCACGAGUGGAACUUCACCGCUAUGUCCAUCAAAGGCAUCAGCAUAAGUAAGUUCGAUGAGCGGUGCUGCUUCCUCUACGUCCACGACAACUCGGAUGAUUUCCAGAUCUACUUCUCCACCGAGGAGCAGUGCGGUCGGUUCUGCUCGAUGGUGAAGGAGAUGAUAUCCGACGGUACGGGCAACGCCGUGGAACUGGAGGGGGAAGGAGACGGAGACACGCUGGAGUACGAGUAUGACACGGACGAGACAGGGGACAGGGUGGUGUUGGGCCGGGGCACCUACGGAGUGGUGUACGCCGGCAGGGACGUCAGCAACCAGGUCCGAAUCGCCAUCAAAGAGAUCCCCGAGAGGGACAGCAGAUACUCGCAGCCCCUCCACGAGGAGAUCGCCCUCCACAAGUACCUGAAGCACAGGAACAUUGUUCAGUAUCUGGGCUCCGUUUCGGAGAACGGAUACAUCAAGAUCUUCAUGGAGCAAGUGCCCGGAGGAAGCCUGUCCGCGUUGCUGCGCUCCAAAUGGGGCCCGCUGAAGGAGGCCACCAUCAUCUUCUACACCCGACAGAUCCUGGAGGGGCUCCGGUACCUGCACGAGAACCAGAUCGUCCACCGGGACAUCAAGGGGGAUAACGUGUUGGUGAACACCUACAGCGGCGUCCUGAAGAUCUCCGACUUUGGAACCUCCAAGCGGUUGGCGGGAGUGAACCCGUGCACGGAGACGUUCACCGGCACUCUGCAGUACAUGGCUCCGGAAAUCAUCGACAAGGGCCCUCGAGGCUACGGGGCCCCGGCCGACAUCUGGUCCCUGGGGUGCACCAUCAUAGAGAUGGCCACUGGGAAACCGCCCUUCCACGAGUUGGGAGAACCACAGGCGGCCAUGUUCAAGGUGGGAAUGUUCAAGAUCCACCCGGAGAUCCCCGAGUCGCUGUCCCUGGAGGCCAAGUCGUUCAUCUUGCGCUGCUUCGAGCCGGACCCCAACAAGAGAGCCAUCACCUCGGACCUCCUCAGAGACACGUUUGUCCGACAGAACAGCAAAGGCAAGAAGAGCAAGAUCGCCUUCAAGCCAUCAGACUACAUCCACAGCGUGUCGCUGCCGGUGCAGCUGCAGUGCGAGGCCAUCGGCAGCAGCAGCAGCGAGCCGGGUUCCAUGAGCCCGGACUGCGACUCCAAACACGACGUGUUCUUCCUGAAGAAGAAGAGCCCCGACUCCGAGAACCCGCUCAAGCCGCCCAACUCCAGCUACCUGAGUGUUCCGGACGAGGGUUCGGCGUCGUACGACCGCAGCGCGCCCCCGUCCCCCGAGGACAGGGACGGCGGUCUGUUCCUGCUGAAGAAGGACAGCGAGAGGCGGGCCAUUCUGUUCAAGGUGCUCAACGACGACCAGGCGAAGGUCAUCUCCAACCUGAAGGAGAACCACAUCCAGGGCAUUGAAGAGCUCCAGCUCUCUGUCGAUCACAUCAAGCAGAUCAUCUGCAUCCUCCGAGACUUCAUCCAUUCCCCGGAGAGGCGCGUCAUGGCGGCCACCAUCUCCAAGCUCAAGCUGGACCUGGACUUCGACUCCACCUCCAUCAACCAGAUCCAGCUGGUGCUCUUCGGCUUCCAGGACUCGGUAAACAAAGUCCUGAGGAACCAUCACAUCAAACCUCACUGGAUGUUUGCGAUGGAUAACAUCAUCCGCCGAGCCGUGCAGGCCGCGAUCACCAUCCUCAUUCCAGAGCUGCAGACCCACUUCGGCCCGGCGUCCGAGUGUGAGGGAGCGGAGAAGGAGGACGAGGUGGACGAAGAGGAAGCGGAGUUCAGUCCCGUCUUGGCUUUGCCCGUUGAUGACGCCGCCGUGGCUGACCCCGCCCACCCGGUGGCCUGCAGGCAGAACUCGCAGGAGCAUCUGCGCUCGCAUCAUCAACUGGGCGUACAGCUGGGGCGCCUCAAACAAGAGACCAACAGGCUGCUGGAGGAGCUGCUGCAGAAGGAGAAGGAGUACCAGCAGGUCCUGAAGGCCACCCUGCAGCAGAGGUCACAUGACACGGAGCUGGUCCGAGUCCGACACAGGCCACUAGAUGUUUUACCUCCCUCCAUCUUCAAAAUCCCGGCGGACCACGAGCCGGACAAGCCGCUCACUGAUUGGCUCAAGGAGCAGGGGGCGGACGCAGACACCGUAGACAAGUUCGUGCUGGAGGAGUACACGCUGAUCGACGUCCUCGCCGAAGUUACCAAAGACGACCUCCACCGCCUGCGUCUACGGGGCGGAGUACUCUGCCGCAUCUGGCGGGCCAUCCAGCGGCACCGAGAGCGAGAGAGGCUGAGGCCCGACGAGCGCUCGGGGGGCGACGCAUGACGGGGACCGCGCCCCCCCCCCCCCCCCCCCGGGACUCGCUAUGCAGGAAACACGCACACAUCUGCACACAUCUGCACACAGCCGGCCCCCCCCGUGGGGGAUCCUCUCCUCUCUCUCUCUCUGUCUCUCUCUCUCUCUCCCUCUGCAUCUCCAGCCAGCAGAGCAAAGCUCUCUGCACGCAGGUAGAUGCCACAACGUGUCCUCUGCAAACAUGGAAGCGGUGUGAAGUGACGCUCCAACGGACCCGACACAAAUCUACAGAAAUGACACAGGCUUGAAACAAAACAAUCAACCAACCUCCACAAUGACGAGAAAGGGAUUGUAAUUAUCUGUCAACUCAUAUCUAAUAUUGAUGAACUACUUUGUUGCCUUUUGUACAAGAACUAUAAAGAAACUAGUCAAGGACUAAAUGCAUUAUGAAGAAGCACCAAUUAAGAUUCACCAGUGUCUGUAAAAACGCCAUGAUGUCGAAUACAAGCCCGUUUUGUUUCUUUACUGCACUAAAGAAAGAAGUUUUAAGUCUAAAUGUUUCAAAUGCCACCACGUCAUUGCCUUGACAAUUGUACGCAUGUUAUUAAUAUUUCCUUGAUAUUCUUAAUGAAGUUAUAAUUCUUUUUUUCACCCUCUUUGCUCUGUGUAUUUAAAUGUUUUUAAUUUUAUUUAACUGUUGUGCGUACACGCUCGUCAGUUUCAUCGAUUGCUUUAAAGAUUCAAUAAACCCGGAAAUAAUUAAAAUCGUC